Molecule: messenger RNA, 1230 nt
Organism: Neoarthrinium moseri
Lineage: Eukaryota; Fungi; Ascomycota; Sordariomycetes; Amphisphaeriales; Apiosporaceae
Exons: 4
Coding region: 1-1230 (409 amino acids)
Biological process (GO): proteolysis
Molecular function (GO): serine-type endopeptidase activity
Source: RefSeq, a predicted model, not a curated record
AUGGUCAAUAUCCGUCGCAUCGUCCUCUCCUUGACAGCUCUGCUGCCCCUUACUUCUGCAGCCCCAACUCAGAAGCAGCAGAAGCGUGAGGUCAUCCCGGGAAAGUAUAUCGUUACCCUGAAGGACAGCGCCAGUACCAGUGAUGUAGAGUCUCACUUGGGCUGGGUCCAGAGCGUCCAUGCUCGUAGCUUGACUAAGAGACAAACUGCUGGCAUCGAAAAGACCUACAGCAUCAAUUCAUGGAACGCUUAUGCUGGCGAGUUCGAUGAUGCCACCAUCGAGGAGAUUAAGGCCAGCGCUGAUGUCGUGGAUGUCGAAGAGGACCAAGUUUGGCACCUCUUCGAUCAACCCAGCAAUGUUGAGCUUGCCCCUCGUGCUCUGGUCACCCAAACAGGCGCAACCUGGGGUCUAGGGACGGUGUCCCACCGUACAUCAGGCAGCACGACCUACAUCUAUGACUCCACCGCCGGCACUGGCACCUAUGCCUAUAUUGUUGACACUGGUCUAUUGACCACUCACAACGAGUUCGGCAGCCGCGCUUCGUAUGGCUACAACGCUGUUGGCGGGUCCAACGUCGAUAGUGUUGGCCACGGGACUCACGUCGCGGGUACCAUUGGCGGCACGACAUACGGUGUUUCCAAGUCGACAACGUUGAUCGCCGUGAAGGUUUUCGAAGGGGAGUCGAGUUCGACCAGCAUCAUCCUUGACGGGUUCAACUGGGCUGUGAAUGACAUCACCAGCAAGGGCCGCGCAUCCAAGUCUGCCAUCUCCAUGUCUCUUGGUGGGGGUUUCUCUUCGUCGUUCAACAGCGCUGUCAACUCGGCAUACAGCUCUGGUGUGCUUUCGGUCGUCGCGGCCGGCAACGAUGGCGCCAACGCCGCCAACUACUCACCUGCAUCGGCUGCCAAUGCCGUCACCGUCGGAGCCAUUACCUCGACCUGGAGCCAGGCGAGCUAUUCCAACUAUGGCAGCGUGCUCGAUGUCUACGCACCAGGUUCCAGCGUGCUCUCGGCCUGGAUCGGCUCAAACACCGCCACCAAUACUAUUUCCGGCACCUCUAUGGCGACACCUCACGUUACUGGCCUGGCUCUGUACUUGAUCGCGCUCGAGGGUCUCAGCACGCCUGCCGCUGUUAUCGCCAGAAUUAAGGCUCUGGCUACCAGUGGCUCGAUCACCAGCCUCGGCAGCGGCUCGCCCAACCUCAUCCUCUACAACGGAAACGGCGCCUAG